AACGAAGCUAGUUCGAGAAUCUAAGCGAAUCGAAACGCUCUCUCCGUGCCUCUUUUCCAGUGGGCAGCGGGCGACGCCGAGAGAGAGGGAGAGAGAGAGCGAGAUCAGGUUUCUCUUCGGAGGGGCGGCAAGAUGCAGUACAAUAACCUGGGGCGAUCGGGUCUCAAGGUGAGCCAGCUCUCUUACGGGUCGUGGGUCACCUUCGGCAACCAGCUCGACGUCAAGGAGGCCAAGGCCCUGCUCCAGUGCUGCCGCGACCACGGCGUCAACUUCUUCGACAGCGCCGAGGUGUACGGCAAUGGCCGCGCCGAGGAGAUCAUGGGCCAGGCGAUCCGAGAGCUCGGCUGGCGCCGCUCCGAUCUCGUCAUCUCCACCAAGCUCUUCUGGGGUGGCUCCGGUCCCAAUGACAAGGGCCUCUCGAGCAAGCACCUCGUCGAGGGCACACACGCCUCCCUUCGCCGCCUCGACAUGGACUACGUCGACGUCCUCCUCUGCCACCGCCCUGACGCCGCCACACCCAUCGAGGAGACUGUCCGCGCCAUGAACCGCAUCAUCGACAAGGGGUGGGCAUUCUACUGGGGAACGUCCGAGUGGACCGCUCAGCAGAUCACCGAGGCAUGGGCCGCCGCGCAACGACUCGACCUCAUCGGCCCCAUCGUCGAGCAGCCAGAGUACAACCUUCUCACCCGCCACAAGGUUGAAGUAGAAUACCUUCCUUUGUACAGCACAUAUGGCCUGGGUCUCACCACAUGGAGUCCAUUAGCAUCAGGAGUGCUGACUGGGAAAUAUAGUAAAGGAAACAUACCUCAAGAUAGCCGAUUGGCUCUUGACAAUUACAAGAAUCUUGCAAGCAGAUCACUAGCUGGUGACAUCCUAAGAAAGGUUAAUGGGUUGAGACCAAUUGCUGAGGAACUAGGGGUUCCUUUAUCUCAACUUGCAAUUGCUUGGUGUGCAGCAAAUCCAAAUGUUUCCACAGUAAUCACAGGGGCUACCAAGGAGAGCCAGAUAUUAGAGAACCUAAAGGCUCUAGAGGUUCUUCCCUUGCUGACACCUGACGUCCUUGAGAAAAUUGAGGCAGUGGUUCAAAGCAAACCUAAGCGUCAAGAAUCAUACCGUUGAUUCCUGCUCUCCAAUUGAGGCACUGGACUCUGGAAAUGCAAUUAGUUAUUCUGUAUUCAUGCAUUGUCCUCUAAACUCGUAUGGUCUUUUUUUUUCUGGUCUCGGACCUUCUUCGCUUGAUGUUGGUUACAGAUAUGAGUUUAAUGCAGAUCUUUGAGGCUUCGAAACUUUGACUAUGA
Messenger RNA from Zingiber officinale, 1298 nucleotides. RefSeq names its product probable voltage-gated potassium channel subunit beta. Bases 133 to 1119 code for a protein of 328 amino acids. NCBI's taxonomy places the organism in Eukaryota, Viridiplantae, Streptophyta, Magnoliopsida, Zingiberales, Zingiberaceae. The transcript is spliced from 4 exons. The record is from RefSeq and is a predicted model, not a curated record.